AUGUCUCUAAAUGGAACUUCCUCCGAUAGUGACCAGUCAGCUGCUGAGUUAUUUGCUACAUACUUCUCCUCAGUGUUCGGCAAGGAUGACGUACCACCUGACUGCUUCACCCCUGUGUCCCAAUUAUUGGGGUCCCACUCGUUCUACCCUAUCCAAGUUAGUCUAGAUUCUGUAGCCAGGUGGUGCAUUAGGAACAAGAUGUCCUUAAAUGUCAGCAAAUGCAAUUAUAUCACCUUUCAUCGUAUAUCCAACCCCGUCCGGAGGAACUAUACAAUUGAUGGCAAAGAGCUUGCUAGAUGCUCAGAGAUUGUGGACCUCGGCGUGUUGUUCACCCCAAACCUCAGCUGGGAUCGCCAAGUCCACUCUGUCUGCAACAAAGCCUUGCGCAACCUCGGCCUAAUUCACCGAGUCUCAUCAACCUUCAAUAGCAUCUACUCGCUAAAGCUGCUAUUUCUUUCCCUUGUGAGACCCCACCUGGAAUAUUGUGACAUUAUCUGGUCCCCUCACCAACAAUAUCUGAAGGAUGAGCUGGAAAGUGUGCAAAGAAGAUUUGUGCGGCUCGUGGGUACUCGCCUGGGAUACAGGUUCCUUGAGGCUCCUAUCGAUGAUCUGCAAUCCCUCCUGAAGCUGCCUUCACUGGAAUCCCGUCGCUUCAACCACGACGUACUAUUCCUCCAACGUCUGGUCACCUCUGAGCUUGAUUGCCCAGAACUACUCCAAAAGGUCGGGAACCAGGGUUCCCACUGGUACUCGCUCCACCAACCUCUUCACGAUGCCGUGUUUCCCCCGGACGUGCGUGAGGCGGACAGUGCGUGA
Molecule: messenger RNA, 816 nt
Organism: Macrosteles quadrilineatus (aster leafhopper)
Lineage: Eukaryota; Metazoa; Arthropoda; Insecta; Hemiptera; Cicadellidae
Exons: 2
Coding region: 1-816 (271 amino acids)
Source: RefSeq, a predicted model, not a curated record